This is a messenger RNA of Solanum dulcamara, 1183 nucleotides long. RefSeq lists its product as uncharacterized. The transcript is spliced from 2 exons. NCBI's taxonomy places the organism in Eukaryota, Viridiplantae, Streptophyta, Magnoliopsida, Solanales, Solanaceae. The record is from RefSeq and is a predicted model, not a curated record. Bases 1 to 765 code for a protein of 254 amino acids.
AUGGCACCUUUACAUCAGUGUGACUGUAGGGAGUCACGGCCUUACUUGGAACAUUUAAGAUCUCAACGUUUGUUACAGUUUCUCAUGGGCUUGAAUGAAAGUUAUAAUCAAAUUCGAAGUAGCAUUCUAGCUAGGAGUCCAAUUAUUAUAGUUAAUGAAGCGUAUGCCAUAGUGUCACAAGAAGAGAGCCAAAGGGCCUUAGAUGUUGUUGAUGACAAGAAGGAUGCAGUAACACUGCUAGCUGGGAAAUCAGAGUCUUAUAGGCCACCUUUUAAGAAGGAAUUGGACACUUCAAGCACUCCUCAGAGAUUUGAUCUGUUUUGUGAAUAUUGUGGAUAUAGAAACCACAAAAAGGACAAUUGUUAUCGAUUGGUUGGUUAUCCUCCUAGUUUUCAGAGUAAAAAGAGGGACAAUAACAAUGAUGGAGCGGGAACUUCUAGAUCUAAUAGAGGUGUUCAAAAUGAUGGCUCCAACUUAUUUGGGAACAAUCAAAAUCAUAAUGCUGGAUAUAGACCUCACGGUGGAUUUCAACAAAACUCAGGUGGAUAUAGACCUCCUAGACCUGCUACUAGAGGAGAUUCAUCAGGGACCAAACCUCAAGCUAAUACAUCUCACACAGCAGAGCCAUCAUCAUCUAAGGGCUAUUUCUUCAGUGACCAACAAUAUGAUCAAAUGCUGGAUAUGCUUGGGAAGAAAGACACACCUGAAUACUCUUCUAAUCUAGCAGCACUCUCCAAUGGCAAGGCCAUGGGGAUUGGUAGGUAAAGGGAAGGCUUAUACAUACUCAAGGAUUGCAUCCCAAGCACAACUGAUACAUCAGCUAAUAAUUCAACCAAGCACAUUAGCAGUGAAGAAGACGUACACUUUAUGGCAUUAUAGACUGAGACAUCCCUCUGGUGCAGCUAUGCAACAUAUUAAAUCUCUUCCUAGGAAAAUACAUCUUCAAGUUCAUGAUCACAGAUCACUGUGACAUUUAUCCAUUAGCUAAACAACAUAGACUUAAAUUCCCUGUUCAUUCUACCAAAGCUGUAGCAUCUUUUGAUUUAGUCCACCUAGAUGUCUGGGAACCUAUAAGAAAUCUACAUAUGACAUGAAGCAUUCCUUUGUUACCUUAGUAGAUGAUCAUAGCAGAUAUACUUGGGUUUGCCUGAUUCAAUCCAAAAAUGAAAUGUUUAUUAUGCUG